Messenger RNA from Phyllostomus discolor (pale spear-nosed bat), 3345 nucleotides. RefSeq names its product cold inducible RNA binding protein (gene CIRBP). NCBI's taxonomy places the organism in Eukaryota, Metazoa, Chordata, Mammalia, Chiroptera, Phyllostomidae. Gene Ontology annotation, cellular component: spliceosomal complex. Gene Ontology annotation, biological process: positive regulation of mRNA splicing, via spliceosome. The transcript has 7 exons. The coding region runs from base 181 to 741 and encodes 186 amino acids. Gene Ontology annotation, molecular function: RNA binding. The record is from RefSeq and is a predicted model, not a curated record.
GUGGGCCCCCCCGCUCACUUGCGCGUUAGGAGGCUCUGGUCGUAUUGUCGUGUCGUCUUCCUGCCUGCGUCAGGGACCUGCCCUACUCUGUGGUGAGGGCCCUGGCGGCACUGGCUCCAAGGGCCCCGGGCGGCGGGCGGCCUGGGGCCGACCGGAGGAGGCAGGGCGGCGGCGGUCACCAUGGCAUCAGAUGAAGGCAAGCUUUUCGUUGGAGGGCUGAGUUUUGACACCAAUGAGCAGUCGCUGGAGCAGGUCUUCUCAAAAUACGGACAGAUUUCUGAAGUGGUGGUCGUGAAAGACAGGGAGACCCAGCGGUCGAGGGGCUUUGGGUUUGUCACCUUUGAGAACAUUGAUGAUGCCAAGGACGCCAUGAUGGCCAUGAAUGGGAAGUCUGUAGAUGGGCGACAGAUUCGAGUUGACCAGGCCGGCAAGUCAUCCGACAACCGAUCCCGUGGGUACCGAGGUGGCUCUGCUGGGGGCCGAGGAGGCUUCUUCCGUGGGGGCCGAGGCCGGGGGCGUGGGUUCUCCAGAGGAGGAGGGGACCGAGGCUAUGGGGGGAGCCGGUUCGAGUCCAGGAGUGGGGGCUAUGGGGGCUCCAGAGACUACAGUAGCCGGAGUCAGGGUGGUGGCUACGGCGACCGGAGCUCAGGAGGGUCCUAUAGAGACAGCUAUGACAGUUAUGGUAAGUCAUACUCCGAGGGCCUGUGGUGGGAGCUCAGCAAGCUUUGGCACCCUCUGUGAGCAACACUCAGACCUUGUCACUGUGCUUGCCCAUAAGGGACGAGAUUGCCCUCUCAGGUCUCCAUGCCAGCGGCGAUUUGUACCACAAAACAUAAAAGCUAGACCAGACCAAGAAAGAAAGGGAGAUGAGGGGCCCGCUGAGCAGGCAGCAUAAAUGCAUGUGUGGCCACCCAGCCCCGCCGCCCUCAGCUGUGGGGGGGGUUGGUUGCUCCCGAGGCCACAGAGCCGAGCCCUUCAGGUCUGAACCCGGGAGUGGAAUGCUGCCUCUUGUUGCGUGCUUCAGUGCUUUUACACUGUACCUGCUUCUUGUUCUCAGCUACACACAACGAGUAAAAAUCCUUCCUGCUCAAGAUCGUCCUUCCAAUGGCUGUAUAUUUAAAGAUUUUGGGAGCUUCGCUGAAUCGUUAAUGUGUAGUGAACACAUCUCCUUGUACCCACUUUUGUAGUCUUACCAGUUCUAAUCUUGUCAAACACAGCCUGACUGCUUCUCACCCCCUAGAUGGCCUAUUAGACUUUACUUUUUAAGGAAGCGCUGUCAGUUUUUAAGGGUUUUAAAAACGUUUUUGAAAAGCGCUUCUGAUUUUAUGUGUGUGUUUUUUUUUGUUUGUUUCUUUUUGUUUUUUUUUUUUUGUUUUUAAUUUAACCAUGAGCCAUGAGUUUUUGAGAAAAUCAUUGGGGGUUGUGUGGGUUUUUUGGUUUUGGUUGUGUUGUCUUUUUUUAUUUCCCUUUUUAGUGGGGUUGGUUGAAGUUGGGCUCCCCCACCCCCACUUGAUUCAAGUCUCGGAGACUGGACAGACUUUGAGUCCGUUUUUUGUUAGAAGCUGAGCAGGCCGUAGCUUUUUUCCAGUUCCAUGUACUGUUCCUGAGUGUAGCAUGGUGGGACCGGCCCCAGGUGGCAGCAGAGGUGCCUGGCUGUCUGGGCCCAGCCUGUACAGCCCAUCUGCCGUAUAUAGCUCACAGUAGACUCGAAGAUGUCCCUGAGAGGUUCUUGAAAAUGUUUUAUUUAUAUUGUCCUUUUUUACUGGAAGACAUAUGCAUAUCCUAUUGAUGUUGUAUUUGAAGUGGUUAAGGAAUUCUUGUACACAGUUUCUUUGGCUUUACGAAGCUGAUUAAAAGACCGUCUGAAAUGAACCUUGCUCUGACAAUUUCCCUUUCAUUGCUCAACACACUCCUGCUGCUAGCUCUUGGCACUCAGACCUCAGCAGAGAGGGCUGCAAUUUGAGAAGCAGGCCUGUGAGCCCUGCCUGAAGCUUGCAGAGAGCUAGACCAGGAAGGCAGAGUAAACUGACACUGGCAGGCCUCUUGUGACAGCUGACUGCCACUGGUCCUGGUUAGGUGAGCAGGUGGGUGACAAAAGUGGGCAGGUUGGACCUCGAGGUGGCCCUGGCAGGCUUCUGGCGGUAGCAGCCAGAGGGCUUGAUGGGCGGGCAGCUCAGCAGGAACAGUUGACACAUGGGCACUUGACGUUGACCAGACUGCAUAGCCUAGAAGCAGGCCAGAGAGCAGACUGCAGGCAGUGUCCCUGGGUGACCACAGACUGACUGCUUGUUAGCUAGCUCUGCUGUUGCUUUACAAGUUCUGAGAGUUCUCCGCUAGCCUAUGGAAGCUGCAGCCCCUCGGAGGACAGAAGUGUUGUGCGCCCAACAGAAACCUCUGAGACGCAAGCUGCUCCCUUGGCUAGCUCAUAUGUGGAAAUAGCCCUGUAAUUCGAGGUAACUCCUUUUGCUCGUGUCCACAUCCCUCCUCUUGUCAAGAGCUCAUUUGAAAGUAAAAUUAUGUGCCUGGGUAAUGUUUCUUUGACUGUUUUUUGCUUUUCCAUUUUCUUUUUUAAAAAAAUCAAGCUGGAACUAAAGUCAGAUCCCAGCCAUUAGCCCUUCCUCGCCUGCAGCCAGGCGAGCAAGCCAGGCAGUUGUGCUUUGCAAGUAGGUUCAAUCUGUAAGCAGGAUUGGAGAGCACUGAGCAUCCUGCCUUUUGGCUUUUUUGUUCAUCAAUUGACAGUGUUUUCCAGAUCUCCUUGUCACACUCCUAACUUACAGCUCUCUGAUGUUUGUUGCCACCAUGAGUUUUUUUCCCAGAUCCCACACCAUUCUCUAAGCAGCUCCAUCCCCAGUGGGUAGCUGGCUCUGCUUAGGGAUGGAAUGUGGCCUGGUCAAGGCUCAGGCUUGCCCUGGUCAUGCCAACCCAUGAUGGGGGCUCUACCAGGAUGGCCCGAUGACUAGCUUGAGACCCUCCUAGGAGCUGUGGAUGGUUUCGGGUGAGGUGGGGAGGGGCAGCUGUGAGCACGUCCAAGUCCCUGGGGUAACACUCCUUUGUUUUGGCAGGUUGAAGGGAAGCCAGUGCAACUCAGAAGGGUGGCCCAACAGCAGUGAUGGCCUGGGAUACUGUCCCAAGAGGGAUUUCACCUGGGAGCAGGAGCCAAAGACACAGCAGCCCCCUGCUCUCAUAGCCUGUCACCUCAGGUUUCUUCAUUGGCAAGGAUGGAGUGCAGGGCUUCAAGUCACUCCAGGAGGACGAGUGAGUGGCAGCUUGCACAUGGCCAGUCCUCACCAGCAACAGUGUGGCAGGACAUGGGAUUCAGAUUUGAAUAAAGGACUGGUGUGUCUA